UAUCUUACGUAUUUAUCGUGUACAACCUUGAUGACAGAUCUACCCAAAUACCAUAAACAAACACAAUUUGAUUAAAAAGAAUUUUAUAAGGGAUUUCAUAUAUUAAACAGCAUAAAUAAUUUCAAUAAUAAUUAUAGAUUAAAAAAUGUCUUAUGAAGUUGUAAAUGAAAAUGAAUUUGAAGAUUUUAAUGAAGAAUUACAAGAGGAAUCUUUACAAGAACCCCUUAAAGUUCUUAAAAAUGCAUGGUUAAAUGAGAAAUUUGCUCCUGAACUUCUUCCACAUAAGGAAAACCUCAUACGCUUUAUGAUGCAAUGUCUAUCAGACAUGGAGGAAAAAUUAGAGAGUUUAGAAAAAGAUGACAUUAGAAUUACAAUUCAUACCAUGGAAUUGAAUAGAAUAAGAUUUCUUAUAUCGAGCUACCUCAGGACUCGCCUUAAGAAAAUUGAAAAUCAUGUAAUACAUAUACUCAAAGAGCAUAGAAAUAAUUUAUUAAACAACUCUGAGGAGUUCUAUCUGACUGAGUCUGAAUUGAAUUUUGCCAAAGAUUAUUUCAUGAACUUUGAAACAUUAUUUCAAACAGUUGCUUUACAACAUAUGCCAGAAAAAUUAAGACAAUUCGAUUAUGAAAAUUUAUCUGUUGAUCCUAAUCUUCAAAGUCAAGUGUUUCUCACUGCAAAUAAAGAAAUUAAUGGAAUUGUAAUACCAGAAACAAUGGAAGAUCCAGUCACUUUUGAAGCAGGUUCACAGCAUAUUAUACAAUAUGGCGUAAUUUCGAAAUUCAUUAAAAACGGUGAUGUUCAAUUAUUAUAAAUAUGUAAAAAUAAUUCUGAAUAUUUAAUAUCUGUACAGUACCUUAGGAAAUACAAUGUAAUAAUAAAUUUAACUAAUUCCAAUAUUUUUAUAUUUAAAUAUAACGUAAUUAAAAUCAAAUAACUUUCUUUUUUUAUUCAUAUGGGAGGGUACAGGCCAAAAACAGUUAUUUUUGAAAUUGUCUUUUUACGUGAAAUUUUUAAAAAUUCAAUGCGAAAAUUCCAAAAAAAAGGUACUAAUUUUUUUUAGAAUUUAAACAUUAUAAUUUUAUUUUUAAAACUUUGUAUUUUUCGAUAUUUUUUUAAAUUUUCAAAACGUCACGCCCAUAGGUCUCGUCCAAAAGAAUAGUCGUCUCUCAUUAAAUACUUUCAAUUGUAAUUUAUACAAAAUAAUUAAAAACUGCAAAGGA
Leptopilina boulardi is the source of this 1220-nucleotide messenger RNA. RefSeq names its product DNA replication complex GINS protein SLD5 (gene Sld5). The record is from RefSeq and is a predicted model, not a curated record. Lineage: Eukaryota; Metazoa; Arthropoda; Insecta; Hymenoptera; Figitidae. Gene Ontology annotation, biological process: double-strand break repair via break-induced replication; DNA-templated DNA replication. Bases 146 to 811 code for a protein of 221 amino acids. Gene Ontology annotation, cellular component: GINS complex. The transcript has 2 exons.